AUGGCCUCGGCCACAGCACUGACCAUAAAAGAGGAAGCCACCUGCUUCAUCUGUCUGGAACUGAUGACUGAGCCAGUGAUCAUAGACUGUGGGCACAUCUACUGCCGUUCUUGCAUAUUAAAAAAUCUUGCAAUCCAGAAACAGCAGUCACCUUCCGGGGAAAACUUAGAGUGUCCUGUAUGUAGGGCACAGUUUCACAGGGAGAGCAUCAGGCCCAGUAAGCAGCUAGGAAACCUCAUUGACACCAUCAAGAAGAUGGAGCUGGAACAUCUGUGUGAGGAACACGGAGAGUGGCUCUGUCUAUUCUGUGAAGAUGAUGAACAGCUCAUUUGCUGGCACUGUGACAAGACACCACAGCACAGAGGGCACAACACGGUCCUUGCUGCAAAUGCGUAUCAAGAGUAUAAGCAAGGUGUUUUUAAAUGUGACUAUUGUCUAAAAACAAAUCUUAAUAUCCAGAGGCACAUGAAGUUUGCAACUUUCCACCCUGCCCGUUUUUGUAAAACUGCAGUCAUCUUGGACCUUUUAAGUACAAAUUUUAAACUCAACCAAGUAGUGAUAAGUGGAAUGGUUACUGUUUAUACUGUGGUAAACUUCGAGGAAUCUUUGACACACCUGAGGAAACUAGCAGAACAAAAUAAGGAAUGGCUAGGGAACAUAAGAGAGCAAAUAAAAAAUUUUAAGUCUGAAAUGAUGGAAAUAAAAAACGACAUCAAAUAUGAUUUUAAGUUCUUUCACAUGAUCCUAUACAUGGAGGAGGAUUCUUAUCUCUGGAGACUUGAAAAUGAAGAAGAGCAAGUUCUGAAGAGACUGCAGGACAGUGAAGCCCAGCUGGAAAAGCAAAGCCAGGAACUCAAUAAACACAUCCUGGAACUGGAGAGGAAAUGUCAAGGCUCAGCCCAGGAGUUACUGCAGGAUGUGAGGAAUACUUUGGACAGGAUUUCUGCUAUGAAGUUAAAUGCACCAGAAGAUGUCUCAUUGCAUAUUCACAGUAUGCCUGAUGUUGAAAGCUUUUUCUGUCAACUGUUAAAAUUGUUUGAGACUGAUAAUGUUAAGCUUACUUUGGAUCUAGAUACAGCUCACAACAACCUAUAUGUGGACAAAGAUAAAAACAAGGCUUUUGGUGGAAGGCUCCAAGUGAAGCAGGACACUACUACUAGGUUUAAAGACUCACCCUGUGUCCUUGGAUGUGAGGCCUUCACCUCUGGAAAAUAUUAUUUUGAAAUAUCUUUCAAAUAUUACUUUGAAAAUUCUUCUUUUCGAGAAGGAUCUAGGUGGGAUGUCGGAGUUUGUCUGGAAAAUGUGCCAAGAGAAAAUGACAUGAGACGGGAUCCUGAGUCUGGAUUCUGGGCCAUCAGACAUUGUAGAGAUGAUGACUAUAUUGCUCUUACAUCUCCCCUAACUCCUCUUUGUCUGGAGGAUGUUAGUCUUAUAGGGGUUUUUGUGGACUAUGAGGCCGGACUUGUCUCCUUUUACAAUGUGGAUACUAUCUCCCACAUCUUCACUUUCCCAAAGGCCUCUUUCUCUGGGCCUGUCAGGCCUUAUUUCUGUAUUGGUGAAGAUACUUAUUUGCACAUUUAUCAUGGAUAUUUGUAA
Molecule: messenger RNA, 1596 nt
Organism: Sorex araneus (European shrew)
Lineage: Eukaryota; Metazoa; Chordata; Mammalia; Eulipotyphla; Soricidae
Product: E3 ubiquitin-protein ligase TRIM38-like
Exons: 7
Coding region: 1-1596 (531 amino acids)
Molecular function (GO): zinc ion binding; protein binding
Source: RefSeq, a predicted model, not a curated record